UGGAUUGGCGUGUAGAGCGAGGUCGAAUGUCAAGAGCUAUCAAGGCGUAGUGUGUGCGUUGCCGCGAGCGGCGCGACUUGUACGCAUUGUGUUUAUCAGCUAGUCCCUUAGCAGCCGCCGUGAGACUUGCUCGCGGUUACCACAUCGAUCUUUAUACUGGGCCAACCUUGACGCUAUUUUGACGCAUUUGUGUCCAGAAGUGCAGACCCAAUAUUGAGUGUGUAUCGAGUGGGCCAUGUCUACGGCAGUGGACAGCGCGCUCGGGAGGGUGGGGCUCGGCCGGUCACCAGACGCCCCGCUCAACGGGCACGCGGCGCCCGACCACGAAAAUGGAAACUGGGACGAGCAGUUCCUGCCGCCGCCGCUACGGAUCGACGACUACAACAGAGCACAGAAAAUCGAGUCCCGCCUGUCGGGGCUGGUUCUGUCGGGCGCGACGCUGAGCCGCGUGUCCGACGUGUUCGAGCGCGAGCUGGAGCGCGGCCUCAAGGAGGAAUCCUCCAGCCUGCAGAUGGAGAAUACUUACGUACCUGAAUUACCCAACGGCACAGAGGAGGGCCUGUUCCUGGCACUAGACCUGGGUGGCACCAAUUUUCGCGUGCUGCUGCUGGAGCUACGGGCAGGGCAGCUGGUGCGGGAGGACGUCAAGCAUUACCACAUUAACCAAGCGUUACGGUUAGGACCUGGGGAGGACUUAUUCAACUUUCUGGCGGAUUGCGUACAAGAUUUCGUUCGUUCGGAGGGAAUGGACAAGGAGUCUUUAUCGCUAGGUUUCACAUUUUCAUUCCCCAUGAGGCAGCAUUCGAUCUCAUCGGGCGAGCUGAUCACCUGGACGAAGAGUUUCAAGUGCAGCGGCAUGAACGGCGUGGACGUGGCGGGGCUACUGCAGCAGUGUCUCCACGCGCGAGGCCUCGACAUCACCGUGAGGGUGCUGCUGAAUGAUACCACGGGUACCUUGAUGGCUGGAGCUCAGAUCGACCCUAACGUUGGGAUCGGCGUGAUCCUGGGCACGGGUUCGAACGGGUGCUACAUGGAGCGCGCGUCGCGCGUGCAGCACUGGGAGGCGGCGCACGCGCGCGUGCACGACGUGUGCGUGGACGUCGAGUGGGGCGCCUUCGGGGACAACGGCUGCCUCGACUUCAUACGCACCGACAUCGAUCGUGAGGUCGACCAACAUUCCCUGCUCGCCGCCUCCUUCACUUUCGAAAAGUACAUCGGCGGCAAGUACCUGGGUGAGGUGCUGCGGUGCUCGCUGGCGGCGCUCGGCCGCGUGGGGCUGUUCCCCGCCGUGCCGCCGCCGGGCUCCUUACUCACCGAGCAUCUCAGCCUUUUUGAAGAAGAGAACUGCUCGGGCGGCUGGUCGCGCACCUUGUUCGUGCUGCAGCAGGCGUGCGGAGAGGAGGCACGGCUGGGUCCGGAGGAGGCCCUUAUCACGCAACAUGUCGCCCAGCUAAUUUCUAACCGCGCCGCGCAGCUUGCCUCCGUCUGUAUAGCGGCGUUGAUCCGGCGCAUGGACCGGCCGCUGACCGGCGUGGCGGUGGACGGCUCCGUGUACAAAUGCCACCCGCGCAUCAGCACGCUCAUGAACAAGUACAUCGCACUGCUCGCGCCCAACCACAAGUUCACACUGAUGGGAGCAGAAGACGGCAGCGGCAAGGGAUCGGCGUUAACAGCGGCCAUUGCCGCGCGUGUGGCCGCCAAUAACCCCUCGUAGCGGCUCCCAUCAUUCACCACACGCUGACACCCACCGCCGACACCACGCUGGCGAUCAUCAGCAGUUAAAAUAUGGUUGAAUCAACCGUCUUUAUAAACUGUAGUUAUGCCUUUUAUGAUGUAAUAUAUAGCUUAUAUUUUAUAUAUAGAACAGAACUGAGGUGCUCCACUAAAUGUACGAUCGACUAGCGGUAAUGAUAUUAUUUUUGUAAACAAUAAAAAUAUUUUUUCUAGAAUUGUAUAAAAUUAAUCAAUUAUAUAUGUCAAUAUAACCAUGAAUAUAACAAAAAAAUACUACGCAAGUAGGAUUAUUUUCUGUUCAAGUUCUCGUAAUAAGAUUAGAGUGACAAUGUUUCCAUUAUUUGAGCAAGCAACGUAACGUCAGAGGAACAUGAUAAUAUAAUGUAAUGUCCACUCAGUUCUAUGUAAGUAUAGAAUACUUGUUAAAAACUCGCUGAGAUAUUAUUAUAAUAAGUUCGAGCCGCUCAUAAUUCAACGUGAUAUGUUUUGUAUGCAAGUGAGAACGUGUAGAUAUAAUUGUUAAUUAGUUUAGGGUAAUCAAAUUAAUUAAAAUAUUUGUUAAAACUUUUA
Messenger RNA from Galleria mellonella (greater wax moth), 2304 nucleotides. RefSeq names its product hexokinase-2-like. Lineage: Eukaryota; Metazoa; Arthropoda; Insecta; Lepidoptera; Pyralidae. Gene Ontology annotation, molecular function: mannokinase activity; fructokinase activity; D-glucose binding. The record is from RefSeq and is a predicted model, not a curated record. Bases 236 to 1714 code for a protein of 492 amino acids. Gene Ontology annotation, biological process: intracellular glucose homeostasis; glycolytic process; glucose 6-phosphate metabolic process. Gene Ontology annotation, cellular component: mitochondrion; cytosol. The transcript has 11 exons.